UCUGUGCUCUACGUUCUGCUGAUGCUGCUGGGCAUUGUGGGUAAUGUCCUCACCCUGCUGGUGGUGUGUCUGCGUCCACACAUGAGGAGCUCCUCCUACCUGUACCUGAGCAGCAUGGCCGUCAGUGACCUGCUCAUCCUCCUGCUGCUGCCGCUGGACCUGUACAAGCUGUGGAGACCCCGCCCCUGGCCUUUUGGAGACCUGCUCUGUAAACUGACCAUGUUCCUAUCGGAGUGCUGUACCUUCUCCUCUAUCCUCCACAUCACCUUCUUGUCGUUGGAGCGCUACCUGGCCGUCUGUUGGCCCAUCGCAGCCAAGGCCCUGCUGACGCGCCGCAGGACCAGGCUUCUGAUUGGCUGCCUGUGGUUGGCGGCGGCGGUCAGCGCGGCGCCGGUGCUGAUCAUGGUCGGAGUGGAGGACGUGGACGGCGAGGAGGUGGGGGAGUGCGGCUGCACACAGUGGGCGGUCUCCUCCGGUCUGAUGUCGGCCAUGAUGGUCCUGUCCAACGUCUACUUCCUGGUGCCCUUCUGCAUCCUGGGUCUGGUCUACAGCCUGAUUGGACGGACGCUUUGGCUCCGCCCACAAAGCGGGAGACGAGACCAGAAACACAAAAACACAGUUAAAAUGCUGGGGGUGAUCGUUCUAUCCUUCCUUCUCUGCUGGCUGCCCUUCCACGUUGGUCGGACCAUCUUCUUCUCUCUUUCUGUCGGAACCGUUACGGACCAACAACCAGCACACCUGGACUCCCACCCACACACAGAGGCCGACGCCCACCCACACACAGAGGCCAACACCCACCCACACACAGAGGCCGACGCCCACCUACACACAGAGGCCAACACCUACCUACACACACAGGCCAACGCCCACCUACACACUGAGGCCAACGCCCACCUCUACACAGAGGCCGACACCCACCUAGACACAGAGGCCGACACCCACCUACACACACAGGACGACGCCCAUCUACACACAGAGGCCGACACCCACCUAGACACAGAGGCCGACACCCACCUACACACACAGGCCAACGCCCACCUCUACACAGAGGCCGACACCCACCUAGAAACAGAGGCCGACACCCACCUACAUACAGAGGCCUACGCCCACCUAGACACAGAGGCCGACACCCACCUAGGCACAGAGGCCGACGCCCACCUAGGCACAGAGGCCGACGCCCACCUACACACAGAUCCCGGCGCCCACCCACCCACAGAGGCCAACGUCAGCCUUUACACAGAGGCUGACGCCCACCCACACACAGAGGCCGACGCCCACCCGCCCACAGAGGCUGACGCCCACCCACACACAGAGGCCGACGCCCACCCUUCCACAGAGGCCGACGCCCACUUGUACCUCCUCUACUACCUGUCUCAGUACUUGAACCUGGUGUCGUCGGUGCUUUUCUACCUCAGCGCUGCCAUCAACCCACUGCUGUACAACCUGAUGUCGGCCCCGUACCGCCGCGCUGUCUACAGCCUCGUACACAAACGCCCCCCCGGUGCACGGGGGCAGCGUGGGCACACCUUCACCCUGCACCAGUCCACAACCACCGUGUAAGAGCCAGGAUGUGCAAACACCUGCAGAUGAGUGUGGACAGCAUGAACACGGCAGCGUCUGUUUAAGGGUUCAAAACAGAAGCUGCUACUGCCGUUCCCACAUCAGUGUUUCACUCCAUAUUUAACAUUUCUACAGUAAUUUGUCAUCAUUUAUUAUAACAUUAUCCUGUGUAUUUUGUAUUUUUCCAGUAAAAAUCAGGUAUUUCCCUACA
Molecule: messenger RNA, 1771 nt
Organism: Sphaeramia orbicularis (orbiculate cardinalfish)
Lineage: Eukaryota; Metazoa; Chordata; Actinopteri; Kurtiformes; Apogonidae
Product: growth hormone secretagogue receptor type 1-like
Exons: 4
Biological process (GO): G protein-coupled receptor signaling pathway
Cellular component (GO): plasma membrane
Molecular function (GO): G protein-coupled receptor activity
Source: RefSeq, a predicted model, not a curated record